AUGCCCGUUCCACGUAAGAAAGGUAUAAUGAUUCGGCUAGCGUUCAUAACAUUGACACUAUCGUCUCUGUUGUCCGCGUGGUGGCUGGCCGGCGUCACAGGCGAGGCGUUACUGCCGCCUCUUCCCAUUCAGCAGCUGGACCAUUUCAGAUUCAACAGGAAUUUGAAGAGCUACCUCGAUAAAAUUGACGUUCUCAUCGAACCGUCGUCCACAGUGUGCUCACAGAAAAAGGAUAUACCAGUUUUAGUGUUAGUGACGUCAUCGCCAUCUCGCUUCGACCAUCGAGAGGCGAUUAGAAGCACGUGGGCGAAGCAUCUACCGACAUACUUCAUAAUGGGUUUGAAUGGACCUUCUGUGGAAGAUUUGAUGGUAGAUAAUUACGUAGAAGCAAAGAAGUAUAGUGAUGUUAUUAUAUACAAUUUUCAAGAUCACUACCAGAACUUGACCCUGAAGACCGCGCUCAUGCUCAAAUGGACAUCGAAGCACUGUCCCACGGAACUAAUGCUGUUCAAGACCGACGAUGAUGUGUUAGUGAACCCUUGGAUGAUGAAGCGGGUCUUGGAGGAGACGUCCGGGAGUGAUCUUGUAGGAUACAGGAAAAUGAACAACUACCUUCACCGCGACGAAUACAGCAAGUGGUACUCGCCGCGGUGGCUGCAUCGGCAAGACUUCAUCUCCGAGUAUCUCUCUGGGACGGGAUAUCUCAUAAAUGGUAAACUUAUCAAGAAGAUUCUAGAGACGGCAUUUGAGGUGCCGAUGAUAAAUUUAGAAGACGUCUACUUCACUUAUUUAGUGUCUAAGCUGAAGUUGGGUCUCGAGUUGACCCAUGAUCACAGACUGAGCCCCUAUAAGCCCCUGUUGAGCUUGGGCUGCUUGUACGCGGGGCUGGCGUCAGCUCACAGUCUGACGCCCGAGGAGAUGCUGAACGUCUGGCCGAGUGUCGAAGACCUGGGAGCGAAGAGUUUCUGUGACCGUUUUGUUAACACGUACUGGAAUGAGUGGCUUUUGUAUUGAUUUCUUGGCACAUUGUAUAGCCCCCCCCCCCUCCCCCCACAUUAGUGUUUCAAUCGUUGUGUUAACUGUGUUUACGU
Molecule: messenger RNA, 1091 nt
Organism: Vanessa atalanta (red admiral)
Lineage: Eukaryota; Metazoa; Arthropoda; Insecta; Lepidoptera; Nymphalidae
Product: beta-1,3-galactosyltransferase 5-like
Exons: 6
Coding region: 1-1014 (337 amino acids)
Cellular component (GO): membrane
Molecular function (GO): hexosyltransferase activity
Source: RefSeq, a predicted model, not a curated record